AGGCUUCCUUAAAUUGCUCUUGAAAUCCCUUUUCACAGUCUUUCAUUAAUUGUAUCUCUUUUCCUUCUUGAAAUGAGAGUCGUACUCAUAGCUAAAACAAUGAGGUUGCGGAGAUUGCGCAAAUAAGAAGCUUACGCGAUCGAGAUCCUGAAACGUUUGAACUAUUAACGGUUUAUCUCCUCGAUGUACUACUGUAGGAUUCUCGAAUGAUUCACACAACUUCUCCAGCGAGGGUAUAAUCUUGUGGCCAGGGUUUACCAACACUCGUGUUAAAUAAUUUCGACAUAAAUAUCUAAACCUUAUAUCUAGAGGAGGUUCUUUGGCUUCCGCAAUAAUCACAUUUGUUGGUGUGGAUUGUCUAAAACCCAACGCAAUACGCAAGGCCUUAUACUGUAUCCUAUCCAAUUUUAUCAUUUGGGCUCUACUGCAUUUGUGAAACAAAAAUGCUGCAUAUUCAAUGCGUGAUCGAAUUAGAGCUAUAUAUAAUCGCAUUAAAAGAGUGGGAUCUGCCCCCCACCAUGUGUGUCCUAAACUCUUUAGUAUUUUUAUUGGAUUCUGGCAUUUUUUAACAAUAGACGAGAUCUGAGGAUUCCAAAUUAAAUUGAUUUCCCGCGUUUCCUUUUUUCGUCAUCGAACGCCAUCUGAUGAGAAAUAAUAAAGUUUUGAAAGUGAUACCAACUGAUCCAAAUUCAGACUGUGUCUUACGCUCUUACCAAGUUGCUAACUAACGCCUUUGCUCACGCCAAGUUUCGACGUUUGUCAGUGAUAACAUUUAUUGCUAAUAUAAAUAAUUGAAUUGAAUAAAAAUGUCGAUGAGAAAAAAAGUGACGCAGGGGGACCUGAGAAAAGCUAUGAACGAAGCUAAAAAGAAAGUUACCUCUGUAAAAAAAAUCGAAUCUCCACUGGCAAAGUAUACCGAAGCAGGACAGCUGAUGUGCAUUCUCUGCAAAUCGAUAGUGCGUAGCGAAGUUGUAUGGCCCAUACAUUUGAAUUCCAAAGUACACAAAGAAAAUAUAGAUAAAGCAAAGAGAAGUGUUAUGGCAAAAGAGAGUAACCCUCGCAUAUGUCCUGCCAAAAGGCCAAUUUCUCCGAGUAUGGAAAGUUACGGAACCAAAAAGGUAAAGGGCAUAUUGAAAAACACAACUGUAGAGAAAAGCGUCCCAAAUUUGCCAUCGGAUUUUUUCGACAACUCGUCAAACGUGAUAGGCGCAACUUCAUGGGUCUCGGAAAAGUCAGAGAUUCCAAAAGUAGAAAAACCACGAGAGGGAGGAACAAGAGAGGCUCAAGAAGCCAAGGAUGAGACACACGCAGCUUCCUUGCCAGAAGGGUUCUUCGACGAUCCUAAAAUGGACGCAAAAGUGAGAAAUGUCGAUUACAAAGAUCCCAUUGAGGAAGAAUGGGACAAGUUCCAAAAAGAGAUAAAAGAGGAAGCGGCGCAAUCUGCCCAAAUUAUUGCUGAUGAUCAAGAGGAAGCAACUACAGUGCGACAGCUCGACGAAAUCGAAGAACAAAUGAGGAAUUGGAAUAGAGUAAUGGAUUUCGUGAAAUUAAAAGAUCAGGUCCGAACGUCCGAGAGAAAAAUGGAUUGUAUAGGUAACGAGGAAUCUAGUGACGAUGACGAGAACUAUGAUGAAUUUUUAGACUGGCGUGCUAAAAAUUCUUAUAAAUAGUUUUUUAUUAUUUAUUGAAUCUUUAAAGUGUACAUUAAAAAAUGAAAACCGCUAAUAUACUAUAUUUGUAGAUAUCA
Molecule: messenger RNA, 1747 nt
Organism: Venturia canescens
Lineage: Eukaryota; Metazoa; Arthropoda; Insecta; Hymenoptera; Ichneumonidae
Product: zinc finger protein 830
Exons: 3
Coding region: 807-1670 (287 amino acids)
Biological process (GO): mitotic DNA replication checkpoint signaling; nuclear DNA replication; mitotic DNA damage checkpoint signaling
Cellular component (GO): nucleus; spliceosomal complex
Molecular function (GO): nucleic acid binding; zinc ion binding
Source: RefSeq, a predicted model, not a curated record